GGUUUGAACAAUUGGGCAGCGAAACGCAGCUUACAAGAAAAAAAUAAUCCUCUCUCUCUCUCUCUCUCUCUCUCCCCCUCCACUCUUCUUACUCUCUCUCUAAAACCUCAGCCUGAUCAACAAACAUGGCAGCUACUUCUAGAAGAUCCACAAGCGCCUGCGGGCCAGUCAUUCGCUCCUCUCUACCCGCCGGAAGGUUUCAAAGCACUCAGUUCUCGUCUGCUUCCGCCUUCGCCUUCGCCUCCUCCACUUCCAGCUUCUCCUCCCGCUCCUCCACCUUCUUCAACCGCGCCGCUUCCCCCCCGCGCCUCAACGUCGCCACCGCGGCCCCCUCCGCCCAGUCCGUACGAUUCUCCUUCGACCGCCCGACCUCCCCCAGCCGAUCCAUCUCCGUCUCGCCGCGCGGCACCGGCGCCCACCACCACCACCACACCGCCGUCAAGAGCGGCCGGAAUAUCAGUCAGCCGAAGCGCACCUGUAUGUGUUCCCCAACCACGCACCCCGGCUCCUUCCGGUGCAGCCUCCACAAGAACAACUCCCACGUCACCGCCUCCGCGCCCUACUCGCAGAACCGACUGAACGCGCGCAGAUCCGCGAUGACGAACUCGCUCGUGAGAAUCGGCGGCGUCGAAGGCGAUCUCGUGAGGCGCGCCUUGUCCGCUCUGAUCCGCCCCUCCUCCCACAGCCAGAGGCGAAGAGCCGAUUUCCGUCCCCGCCCCAGCCGGCUCUCCACCAUGUCUAAGUCCAACGAAUAAUCGGAAAACAAUUUUGAAAUUUAAAAAAACAAUCGAGUCGGAUUUGGUGUUUUUUAUCUUUCCUCUGCAAAUUGUUCAGUUUUCCGGCCGUCGAGGUGAGGCGGCGCUCGGCGGUGAUGACGUGUCUGGAUCCGGCGAAGCCUGAGUGAUCUGACCGACGGGUUGACCGAAGUGCUCCAACAGCUAGGGGGAUUUACAUAUGAAACCUUUAGCUGCUAUGACCCUCGCUCUGUAUAUAUAAGUACACAAAUAUGUAUCGAUUGGCGCGCCAUUUUUGUUGGCGACUCCAAGCUUUCUGGGA
Pyrus x bretschneideri (Chinese white pear) is the source of this 1056-nucleotide messenger RNA. RefSeq lists its product as uncharacterized. The record is from RefSeq and is a predicted model, not a curated record. Lineage: Eukaryota; Viridiplantae; Streptophyta; Magnoliopsida; Rosales; Rosaceae. The transcript has a single exon. The coding region runs from base 126 to 755 and encodes 209 amino acids.